AUGACUAUAACAUCAUCCACCACAACUACCAGCAGAACAAAAAAUAAUUCAGAUACUGACACUGAAAAACCAGUAACGUGUAACCGAAAAACACGGACAUAUUCUCGUACUCAACGAAUAAAGGUCACUACAGUAGGAAAAGCUAUUAGUACAUCAUCAAGAAAAAAUUCAACACAAGAGAAACAACGAUAUGGAAACUGUUCAAAAUGUAAAGAAAGUGACGUUAAUAUGAAAAUAUUGGGUGAACAUGUUGAAAGACUUGAACAAUUAGUCAAUGACCUCGCCAAGACAGCCAAGUGUGAUGACAGAUCAUCAACAUACAGUGGACAAAAGUUAAGGUGCCUUCCUGAUCUAUCGAAUUGUAGUCUUGAAGACUUACAAAAACUUAUGAUAAACACCACAAAUAUUAUGUUUCCUCAAAAAUCUUCAAAAGUCGUUGAUAAAUCCAGUAACGAACAAGUUUGUAAAACCGUACCUAUUCCAGUUCUUAAAGCUAACUUUCAUGCUGAACCUAUGGAAGAUGUUUCUUAUAUUUCAAAUGAUAAAUCUCCAAUUUCUAAAUUAAAUGCAUUUCGUCAAGAUUCAGGAUUUUCAGAAUCUAAAGCUGGUAUUGAUCAUUGUUAA
Messenger RNA from Cetraspora pellucida, 624 nucleotides. NCBI's taxonomy places the organism in Eukaryota, Fungi, Glomeromycota, Glomeromycetes, Diversisporales, Gigasporaceae. The record is from the annotation of a GenBank genome assembly.